GUCCAUGUUUGUUUCCAUUCUUCCAAAUAUGAGAACUGUGGAAGCCACUCUCCAGUGGAGCCUCGACUCCUUCCCAUCUCCAUCGUCGUCCAGCCGCCACUUACUAGACCUGCCUUCCUUCUUCGCUUCCAUCAUCCCCGAAUCACCAGACUGUCGCUCAUCGUCCACACCCGACCGUCCUCUCGGUCACCCGACCUCUCCUUCUUCUCCAAGCCAUAGCUGCCCAAUCCAGCGCGAACACAGGAUUCAUUCAGAGCGCCAGAAGAGGAGAGUCGCAGAAAACGGGAGUCCGUGUGAGAUUUCAAGGGGCAAACCCAUAGCCAUUGCCUCUCUAAGCAAAGGAAGCAAUCAAGAGUCCUGUUAAACCUGGGAGGUGUUGCUUCAGGUAUUCUCAUCCUGUUUCUCAUCUAAUUUCUGUGGAGUUUAUGAAUUGGAGCUAAAUAAUGUGGUUUGGUUCCUUGCCAUAUUAAUAUCUUAUUGAGGAUUGCGAGUAUUAUUCAUCCCUGGUUUGAAUUUUGAGUUUUCGUUUUGAUCAUUAUACUAUAUUUUUAUGUGGUUUUGUGGCGUUUGAUUGUGGAUUGAAGUGCUCUUAGUAGACUCCCUUUCAGUUGCAAAUUUGAAGAUCCUAUUUGUAUCUAGAAAUUUUGGUGAAUUUAGCCUAAAAAAAAUUGGUUGCAUAACAUGUUCUAGAUUUGUGUUCAAUUGUUUUUCAUGGUUUUUGUUUGCGCUUGAUGUUUAUUGAGCUAAAAAUGGUUUGCAUGUUUGGUAGAAUUGAUGGACUAUUAAAGAAAAUUUUUCCUU
Rubroshorea leprosula is the source of this 801-nucleotide messenger RNA. NCBI's taxonomy places the organism in Eukaryota, Viridiplantae, Streptophyta, Magnoliopsida, Malvales, Dipterocarpaceae. The record is from the annotation of a GenBank genome assembly.